AUGGUCAGUCAAGUUCGAACCAAGGAAGGACGUAACCCUAAAAAGCAUGUAAAGAGAAGGGUGCCGAACGGUACCUUAGGGUGUGCCCUGGAGAUAAGCGCUAUCUGCUCUUCUGGAUGCUUCACUACCGUUCGCAAUGCCGGGAAUCGCCUCUCCUACCGUUCGAAUCGCCGGGAAUCGCCUGGUUACCGUUAG
Messenger RNA from Prunus armeniaca (apricot), 195 nucleotides. NCBI's taxonomy places the organism in Eukaryota, Viridiplantae, Streptophyta, Magnoliopsida, Rosales, Rosaceae. The record is from the annotation of a GenBank genome assembly.